AUUGCCGCUGUCAACAUAAGAUCUGACAUUUGUUUUGAUUUAGCAAAAAAAAAUUUUUUUGAUUGACCCAAACAAUAUUUUGUGUAAGACCUAGCCCAUUCGCAAUUUGAACAAAUCCAAAUAUUUCUAAAACAUGGGUGUUUGGGAUGCAAUUACUUCGUGUAUGUGGUUCAACCAGGAAUAUCAGCGGAAUACAAUCGCUUCGAUGUUGGCUGGAGUAUUGUUUUUCACCGGUUGGUGGUUUCUCAUCGACGCCCUGACUAUGAAUCCGAGUCAAAUAAACGCAACACACAUUAUCCUAGGAAUAUUGGGUACAAUCAGUCUGUUCAUGGUGAAUUCAGUCACUCAAGCACAGCUGAGCGGUGAUAACUUUAAUGGAGGCUUUCUCGAAGCCAGAGGUGCCCGCAUUUGGAUAUUUAUCGGGUUCGUGUUGGGAUUUGCUGCCAUUAUUGCAGCUAUAUGGGUGAUGGUUGCAAGCUUUUCCACAAACGAUUCAAAAGAGAGCCAUUGGCCGGGUGUUAGUUUGCUGCUCCAGAACGUAUUCAUAUUUGUGUCAUCAUUGGUGUAUAAAUUCGGACGAGUAGAAGAUUUCUAAACUCCAUUCAUUGAUCUCCCGAAACUCCAAUUUUUACAUCAACAUUGUGAACUAAUCUAAUCUUAAAAACUUAUUAAUUAGAAGAACAAUUAUAGCGAUUUAGGUAAGGAGCAGAUAGUUUAAUUUAAAAAAAAACAAAAUUUUAUGUUUAAUUUUCGGUGUCAAAUCAAAUUCCAUUUGACGGACUUACUUUAAAAAAACAAACUUUUUUUUCUUAUGAUAAACUUUGUAAACACAAACCCGCUGAAGAAAAUAACUCUCGAGAUUAUGGAAAAUAAAUGUGAAAAACUGAACCACAUA
Messenger RNA from Bradysia coprophila, 895 nucleotides. Its product is annotated as transmembrane protein 50A. NCBI's taxonomy places the organism in Eukaryota, Metazoa, Arthropoda, Insecta, Diptera, Sciaridae. The record is from RefSeq and is a predicted model, not a curated record.